CAGUUAUCACACUCCCACUGUUAUCUGUUUAAAAUCCCAAGAUCUCUUCCCGAUCCAUUCGGCAUAAAAACAGGUUUGCUGCAAAGUUCUGAAAUUAUUGAUUGGUAGUUCUUUCAUUUCUUCAUCUGUUGAAUGUAAGUUUUGUUCUUAGAAGAAAGAUGGGUUUCGCGAGGAAAGAGUACGAGUUUUUGAAGGAGCUGGGUUUGGGUCCUCACAAUCCUGGCUCUUACGUUAACGGGAAGUGGAAAGGGAGCGGUCAAGUGGUAUCCUCUGUCAAUCCAGCGAACAAUCAGAGCAUUGCUGAAGUAGUGGAAGCAUCCAUUCAAGAUUAUGAUGGGGGUCUGCAAGCUUGUAGUGAAGCAGCAAAGAUUUGGAUGCAAGUUCCUGCACCAAAAAGAGGUGAUAUUGUUAGACAGAUAGGUGAAGCAUUAAGAACGAGGUUGCAACAUCUUGGUAGGCUUGUAUCACUCGAGAUGGGAAAGAUACUUCCUGAAGGAAUUGGGGAGGUUCAGGUAAACUAAAUGUCAAUAAGCUCUGG
Messenger RNA from Macadamia integrifolia, 538 nucleotides. Its product is annotated as aldehyde dehydrogenase family 7 member B4-like. Gene Ontology annotation, molecular function: aldehyde dehydrogenase (NAD+) activity. The transcript has 4 exons. The coding region runs from base 159 to 521 and encodes 120 amino acids. NCBI's taxonomy places the organism in Eukaryota, Viridiplantae, Streptophyta, Magnoliopsida, Proteales, Proteaceae. The record is from RefSeq and is a predicted model, not a curated record.